AUGUCCGACUCAAAGCUGGGGGAAUGGAUAACAAACUCCACCGAAUCGUUGUUUCUUUCCAUGGUGCGCGCCCCAGAAGACAAGAAAGCAAUGGCAGAAGACGAGAAUUAUGAGGAUUUCAAUCCGGCUUUCACCUAUCCUAUAUAUGGAGAGGACGAAACGAUUUACGGCUUCAAGGGGUUGAGAAUUGAUCUUCGAUUUGCGUCAGGCUCACUUCUUAAUUCUCUUUCUGUUCGAUGGGACGAAAAGCUACAGUCAAACACAGUAGACAGUGUCGAGCCCAAACUACGCGAGUUCUUACCACAGGAUGUUGAAACAGAUGAAGAAACUUUUCAUAAACGAGUCGAAGAAGAUGCGCUAAAUUUCCGACCACUCGGACAACUCAUACAUUCAUAUACCAGGCCUUCACCGAAGUUCAAAGGGAAAGGGAAGCUCGCUCCAACGAACGUAGUAUUGGAUCCUGAAAAUGAAGAUGCUGUUGUGUAUGAGGUCUACCAUACAAGGCGGGAUACACCUGGUUUCUGGAAAUAUCAUCAGCGAAUGCAGAUAUUUAUUCCUCUGUAUAUCGAAGCUGGGUCCUAUAUCCAAGAGGACGAAAGUGAUUGGGAUUUUAUGGUCCUAUACGAAAAGCGGAAACGCACUGAUGCAUCUCAUAUACCAACAUAUCACUUCCUUGGGUACUCGUCGCUCUAUAACUUCUACUACUACCCCGAAAAGACACGCCUUCGGUUGAGUCAAUUCGUGAUCAUUGGACCGUGUCAGCGUAGUGGCCAUGGUUCCGAACUAUAUAAAGCAAUAUACAACUACGUGCUUUCGCAACCGCACAUCGGAGAACUCACAGUAGAAGACCCUGCCGAAGCAUUUGAGGAUCUGCGAGACAAAAAUGAUUUGAUGAUGUUACUCUCAAAUGAGACAUUCAUUAAGGAAGCGUUUGGUGAGGAUGCCGUCUCACAUGGCGGGGGCAGGGUCGGGAAAAUAGGAAAGGUGCUAAAAUCGAAGAAAGGAAAGAUGGGACCUCCAGUAGAAAAGGGAUGGGCAGAAAAGUGGAGAGUGAAACUGAAGAUUGCAGGGCGUCAGUUCUUUCGACUGGUCGAAAUGCUGAUCCAGAUGCAUAUUGACCCUCUCGACGAGCGAGCUAUGAAAGCGUACCGAUUGCAAGUGAAAGAGAGACUAUACCGGUUUAAUUUCGAAACGUUGAUGCAAGUGGAGAAAGAAGAAAGGUUGGAGAAAUUACAACAAACCUUUGAAAAUGUACAACAGGACUACAAACGGAUAUUAAAUCUGGUGAAGUAG
Messenger RNA from Marasmius oreades (fairy-ring Marasmius), 1293 nucleotides. RefSeq lists its product as uncharacterized. The transcript is spliced from 11 exons. Gene Ontology annotation, molecular function: histone binding; histone H4 acetyltransferase activity. Gene Ontology annotation, biological process: subtelomeric heterochromatin formation. The coding region runs from base 1 to 1293 and encodes 430 amino acids. The record is from RefSeq and is a predicted model, not a curated record. Gene Ontology annotation, cellular component: nucleus. Lineage: Eukaryota; Fungi; Basidiomycota; Agaricomycetes; Agaricales; Marasmiaceae.